UGUGAUCGAUCCACCUGCGCGUGCCAAUGGCUGGAGACGUGAGCAAAAACGACCGCAAUGUCAUCGUUUGUGCGCCGGAGGCCUCCGGUAGCGGAAGAGCGGAGCCGCAAUACGUCUCAGCGAAGAUCUCUGUGUGGUGGGACAUUGAGAACUGCCAAGUUCCAAAGGGCUGCGACCCUCACGCCAUUGCUCAAAAUAUUAGUUCUGCACUCGUCAAUAUGAACUAUCGUGGUCCCGUCUCCAUCUCCGCCUACGGCGACACAAGUCGGAUCCCAUCCUUCGUUCAGAAAGCACUUUCUAGCACCGGGAUUUCUCUUAACCACAUUCCAACUGGUGUGAAAGAUGCCAGUGAUAAGAAAAUUCUAGUUGACAUGUUGUUAUGGGCGGUAGACAACCCUGCUCCCGCAAAUUAUUUGCUAAUUUCUGGAGACAGGGAUUUCUCUAAUGCUCUGCAUCAGUUGCGCCUGAGAAAAUACAACAUUCUUCUAGCACAACCACCGAAAGCAUCAGCUCCUCUAGUUGCAGCAGCAAAAUGUGUUUGGCUCUGGACGAGCCUUUUAUCUGGAGGAGCCCCACUAUCAAGUGGCGAAUCAUCCUGCCUUGCAAGCGGUAACUAUGUCUCUCAUUUUGAGAGGAUGGAAAACCCGGUUGUUGAGCCAAAUCAAAUGAGUCAGCCACUGGUUCUCAAUUCUGAAAACCUUGACAUGGGCAGUCAAAAUAACCGUACUACUAGAAGCGUUGGUGAUUUGAAACACAAAGUAAAAUAUGUUUUGAAAGCUGACAAUCAACCCAAUCUAUCAAGCUCUUCAAGCUUACCUGUUACAGUUUCAGAGGGUAAGAACAAUGAUCCUCUUAAACUAGCACAGUCACCGGUGAAGCUGUUCCGAAAAGCUCCACACGAAUUCUUUGUUAGUAGCAAUCCCGUAGUCCCAAACGGUAGGUUUACUCCUAACUUUCCAAGCAACCAAGAUGGCUCAGAAAAUAAAAGGAGCAACUCUAAUGAAAUUUCCCAGGAUCUCUAUCAUGGUUCUUUGAGGUCAAACAACCUUCAUAUACAACCCGUGUCUGGACCGAAUUUGCCUCUUCCUGACUCCCAUGCUCGAACAUUUCAACCCGUCCCUUCUUAUUCAGCUGGAUCUAAAUUGUCUACGGCCCCAAAUUCAUUUCAUGAUAUACCUAAGCCACAUGAUUCUCCAUAUCCUAACAAUGUCAAAAGUACUCUUUCUCAUCAGCGAACCAGAGAAGAUUCUAAUCCAAGCACUACUCAAUCUCCUAAUCUACAUAGCUUCCAUGCACCCCCAGCAGGCUACGACCCACCAUGUGUCCAAGCAUUUCAUUGUGAGAAUUUGAACCUGAGGCAUCCUCGUGGUUCCAAACAUAUGCCUACUCCCUCCGUCACUGGAAUUGCCAAUACCAGUUCUAAGAAUAUUACCUUGGGAGUUGAGGGAUUUCCACCACCUUCUGAGUAUGAGCGAGGCCUCGUGGGUGCUAUUCUACUAGCCUUAAACACUCUGAAGGUUGAAAAGAUUAUGCCAACUGAAGCAAAUAUAACUGAUUGCAUUUCGUAUGGAGAUUCGAAAUAUCGAACCACUGAUGUCAAGAAGGCUUUAGAUUGUGCAAUCAAGCUAAAUGCGGUAAUAAAACAGAGACUAGGUGCAUUAAAUUUUUAUGUUGGUAGAAACGAGAAACUAUGGAAUUGUGUAAACAUUAUAUGUGGAAAUGUUAGUCAGUAUCCAAAUACAACGUGGGAUCGAAUACAAGAGUUCCUUGCUUCAUCAUCUGGACGAUCAGCAAUGUUGUCUUCCCAGUGCAGAUAUGAAGCAUCUUUAAUUCUAAGGAAAGAAUGCCUUAAAGAGCUUAUGUUAGGAGAGGUACUUCAGAUCUUGAAUAUGAUCAUCACUGUCAAGAAAUGGAUUAUAAUUCAUCGGUCUGGAUGGCAGCCGAUAACUAUUACGCUUAAUGAGAGUGGAGAUGAUACAGGAAGUGUUCCAGAGUUAAAGUAAUUUGUUUGGCUUGCAGAAAGUUGGCUGUAUGACAAAUUACAAAUCACAAACAUAAAGCCAUAUUAAUGGUUUAUUGGAUCUUAUGGUGGGGAAUAGGGCACCUCCACUAAAAUAACAUUAGAGAAAAUCAUGAUGGACGACGAUUCUGCAAAUCGUGUAUGACGUUAGGCUUUAUACUGUCUGCACAAUUCCAUCUUGUGGCUGGAGAUCCCUAAUCGGCAGCCUCUGCUGGCUUAUGUUUUUUAUUGCUCUACAUAACAUA
Molecule: messenger RNA, 2265 nt
Organism: Neltuma alba
Lineage: Eukaryota; Viridiplantae; Streptophyta; Magnoliopsida; Fabales; Fabaceae
Exons: 3
Coding region: 27-2003 (658 amino acids)
Biological process (GO): regulation of gene expression
Cellular component (GO): peroxisome
Molecular function (GO): RNA nuclease activity
Source: RefSeq, a predicted model, not a curated record